ACAACUCUAACCGUACACGUGGCGCCAUAUAAUUGGCUUAGAGAAUAAAGUCGAGCAGAUGUUGAGCUUUUGAGAGAGGAAGAGCCAGAGAGAGUCUAAUUCAUGGCGUCUUCAAAGAUCCAAGCGCUGUGGAACCACCCGGCCGGCCCUAAAACCAUUCAUUUUUGGGCACCAACUUUUAAAUGGGGCAUCAGCAUAGCUAAUAUUGCUGACUUCUCUAAACCACCUGAAAAUCUUUCAUAUCCUCAGCAAAUAGCCGUUGCAUGCACUGGAAUUGUCUGGUCACGCUAUAGUACUGUUAUCACUCCUAAGAACUGGAAUCUUUUUAGUGUCAACGUAGCAAUGGCCGGGACAGGCCUCUACCAACUCUCACGGAAAAUACGGCAUGACUAUUUCUCUGAGGCAGAACCAGCUGUUGCAGAACAAUGAUGACGAAAAUUGUUUGAGCCACAUCUCGUCAUGCGUGCAAGGAUUAUGUUGCCUCUGUCCGUUGUAUUGGAUUUGAUUUCUUACAUGCGAUUCCUUUCUUUGGAGGGUCUUGAUAGGAAAGUUUGAUGUAGUGUGGGUUUUUGUACUUCUGAUUAUGAUCAUGCAUGCUCGUUAAUUAACUGAUAGGGAACAGUUGAAGAGCCAAAAGUUCAUGAUUGACAAAUAAUCUGUUCCUCAAAAUUUCUUAAUUAUCAGUUUCCUCCUCA
Rosa chinensis is the source of this 695-nucleotide messenger RNA. RefSeq names its product mitochondrial pyruvate carrier 4. The transcript has 5 exons. The record is from RefSeq and is a predicted model, not a curated record. Bases 103 to 429 code for a protein of 108 amino acids. NCBI's taxonomy places the organism in Eukaryota, Viridiplantae, Streptophyta, Magnoliopsida, Rosales, Rosaceae. Gene Ontology annotation, biological process: pyruvate import into mitochondria. Gene Ontology annotation, cellular component: mitochondrial inner membrane.